AUGGCCGCCGAGCCCGAUGCGGGGAUGAUGAGUUCCAGUUCCAUCUCGUCUCCGCCAACUUCCCCACACCAUUCCAACGAUACCAUCCGCGUUUCGCAUUCGUCAAAUUCUCUUCCCCGGAAUUUGUAUGAAGGUGUUGUAGCUGCUGCCGUCCCGGCUUCUUCGCCUCAGCCUUCCUUGCCCGCACCCAACACUCCUGCACAUGCAACCGCUCCCAACACAGCAUCUGCAGGCACGACCACGACUGCUAAUAAUCCGUCUGCACCUGAGAAGCCCAAAAGGCAGCGAAAGAAGAAAGAAGAGCAGCUCGGGCCAGAUGGGAAGCCGGUUGUGGAUGAAAAACCCAAGAAGCCUCGCAAGCCUCGUGAGCCCAAAGAAAAGACGGUCGGAAAUGGCGCCCCGCCACCACGCAAGAAGGUGAAGACGGAGCCCAAGGCAGACGACAAGGCUGCAAACGACGUUGCCACGCCACCUCGUCAACCCACCCUCACCGGCAUGCUCGGUGGCUUCCAACCUUCAUCCAAACCUGCACCCGCACCCGCAGCCGCACCCUCUGCCCUCGCACCCCCGGCAUCCACCCAACACCUGCGUGUCUCUGAACCAUCGACGCACCACUCCACCACCCAGAACAUGUCCACCCCGCCGCCAUCGCGCCCCAUAUCCAGCGGACAGAACUACGAUCCCAUCCGCGGCUCGACGCUGGCCACCCGCAUGUCCAACCCUCCAAACGGUGCACAAACAUUACAAUCCACUGCAUUUGUCAACCGCGCAUCGGCAUCCCCAUCCAUAGCAAGCCUCAUCGACCCACCCAUGGCUCCUCUCAUCCUUUCACCCCCUCAAGCAGCAACACAAAGGCCGCAUGCACCUCUCCCGCAGCAAUCGUCUCCACCUCCCAAAGACGGUCUCGCUGCUCCGCUCCCGUCAAACUCAGCUUCCAAACCUGACUCUGCCCUCACCAACGUGGGUGAUACAGUGGACAUGGAGCCUUCCGUGAACGUCCCUGGCCGCCAGAUUCCCGACAUCAAGACCCCGUCCAAAUCGUCAUCAUCUGCUGGUCCCGCCCCAAAGGCCGCUCGACGCUCACCGGAACCCCUCAAGGGCACGGGCAGUGGCCUUCUGUCCACCUCAGAUCUGUUCGGCGGGGGUGCCUCAUCAGAUCCUCUGGAGAGAAAAGGGGUCAACAUCGACUUGCACAUUACCCUCAACCCCAAAGGCGGAAACAACAUCAACAUUGCCCAGGAGAUCAUCAAGAAGUACGGCAGAGAAGCCAUGAAUCCUCGUGCAGCGGCGCAUCGCGAGCAAUUGUUGCGUAUCGCGGCGGAGCAGGACCGACUAGCUGGUACAUCCAACGACGAGAUGUCUGUCGAUUUGCUGUCGGAUAUGGAGGGCGAUAGCAAUGCGGAGAUGGGCGGGAUGGACGAUGAGAAGAGCAACACGGGUAUCGAUGGCGACAAACCCAAGAAGAGGAAGAAGAGGGAGGACUACGACAAGGAGGAUGACUUUAUCGACGACACGGAGCUCGCGUGGCAAGAACAAGCCGCCGUUGCAAAGGAUGGUUUCUUCGUCUAUUCCGGUCCGCUCAUCCCCGAAGGUCAGCAAGCUCAAAUCGAGUCCUCGGCACCAACUCGCGGCGGACGUGGGAGAGGGAGGGGCAGCAGAGGUGGUCGUACCGCCAAUGCCGGGACUACGCACGCUUCGCUCGCAGAUAAGAGUCGCGAUACCACCACGACGACCACCACCACGCCGGCUCGCGGCAGGGGAUCUCGUGGAGGACGUGGCACCGGUGCUCCUAGGAGGCCACGCGGGAGCAAAGCCGAGAAGGAGAAGAUGGCCAGCGCCAGUGCUACGGGGUCGGUCUCUGUGACUCCCGCUCCAACGACGCAAUCGGCGUUGCACCAGACUUCGACCGCCACGACGCCCCAAGCACCGCAGUCUAGUCCUCCGGCGCAGGUUGUUGGCGGAGUGGCGUAG
Neohortaea acidophila is the source of this 1971-nucleotide messenger RNA. RefSeq lists its product as uncharacterized. The transcript has a single exon. Lineage: Eukaryota; Fungi; Ascomycota; Dothideomycetes; Mycosphaerellales; Teratosphaeriaceae. Bases 1 to 1971 code for a protein of 656 amino acids. The record is from RefSeq and is a predicted model, not a curated record.